AUGGACCACGAUCAAUUCAGAACCGCUGCACACUCAGCAAUUGAUGACAUAAUAAACUACUUCCAAACCCUCCCCUCGCAACGCGUCGUCCCAACCAUUGAACCCGGCUACCUCCGCCCCCAAAUCCCCUCCAACCCACCCACAGACCCAGAAUCAUGGCCGGACAUACAAGCCGACAUCGACACGAAAAUCAAGCCCGGUCUCACGCACUGGCAAUCACCGAACUUCAUGGCAUUUUACCCAGCAAACGUGACAUACCCGUCUAUCCUGGGCGAGAUGUACAGUGCGGCGUUUACAGCGCCGGCGUUUAAUUGGCUGUGCUCGCCUGCAUGCACGGAAUUGGAGACGAUUGUCAUGGACUGGGUUGCGAAGGCGCUUUCAUUACCGGGGUGUUUUCUGAGUGAUUCGGAGAAUCGCGGGGGCGGGGUUAUCCAGGUUUCUGCGAGUGAUUCGAUUGCGACGGUUAUGGUUGCUGCGCGGGAGAGAAGGGUACGGGAUCUUGUGCUUGCGGAGGGGCUAACAGAGGGCACGCAGGAGUUUGAGGAGCGGAUGAUGGAUUUGCGACCACGGCUGGUUGCGUUGGGGAGCGAUCAGACGCAUUCUAGUACGGCCAAGGGGGCGAUUAUCGCAGGGACGCGGUAUCGUAGUGCCAAGGCGCGGUUGGAGGAUAAUAUGGAGAUGACGGGGGAGGGGUUGCGCAGCGUGUUGGAGCAGUGUGAGCGGGAGAACCUGACGCCGUAUUAUAUCACGUUGACUAUGGGGACGACGAAUACAUGUGCUCUUGAUCGGUUCGCGGAGAUCAAGGCCGUGUUGAGCGAGAAGCCCGCUUGGCAGAGGAUUUGGGUGCAUAUCGACGCUGCAUAUGCAGGGUCUGCGCUGAUCACAGAGGAAUGGCAGCAUAUCGCGCAGGACUUUGCAGAGGGCGUCGACUCAUUUAACUUCAAUAUGCACAAAUGGUUGCUGGUCAACUUCGACGCGAGCUGUCUCUUCGUCCGCAACCGCCACGAUCUCAUCGACGCACUAGACAUCACACCUGCAUACCUACGCAACACCUACUCAGAAACCGGCCAGGUAAUCGAUUACCGCAAUUGGUCCAUCUCAUUGGGUCGACGCUUCCGCGCGUUGAAGAUCUGGUUCGUCAUGCGCAGCUACGGGCUUACUGGGAUGAAAGCGCAUGUUCGCAAGGCUAUUACCUUGAGUGACACGUUUGAAAACUUGAUUCGGAAUCGCGCGGACUUGUUUGAGAUUAUCACUAGGCCUGCGUUUGGAUUGACUGUUUUCCGGAUUAAGGCGCCUGGCACUCAGGCCAGUGGGUCUGUCGUGCAGCCGGAUGAGGCAUGCAAUGCUUUCACGAAGAAGGUAUACGAGUUGAUUAGCGCCCGGGGAGAAAUCUUCAUCACUGCCAGUGUUGUGGCGGGUGUGCAGGCCAUCCGGGUGGUCAGCGCGAACGAGGCUGCUCAGGAAUCGUAUAUUCGGCGAGCCUUUGAUAUUAUUGUCAAGACCACGGAGGAAUCGCUGUAG
Messenger RNA from Aspergillus glaucus CBS 516.65, 1521 nucleotides. Its product is annotated as putative aromatic-L-amino-acid decarboxylase. Gene Ontology annotation, molecular function: carboxy-lyase activity; pyridoxal phosphate binding. Lineage: Eukaryota; Fungi; Ascomycota; Eurotiomycetes; Eurotiales; Aspergillaceae. Bases 1 to 1521 code for a protein of 506 amino acids. The record is from RefSeq and is a predicted model, not a curated record. Gene Ontology annotation, biological process: amino acid metabolic process. The transcript is spliced from 2 exons.